Molecule: messenger RNA, 225 nt
Organism: Arabidopsis thaliana (thale cress)
Lineage: Eukaryota; Viridiplantae; Streptophyta; Magnoliopsida; Brassicales; Brassicaceae
Product: Defensin-like (DEFL) family protein
Exons: 2
Coding region: 1-225 (74 amino acids)
Biological process (GO): defense response to fungus
Cellular component (GO): extracellular region
Source: RefSeq, marked reviewed
AUGGUCCAUCCAAGAUUUGUUUUCUUCGCUUUCCUCGCUCUCUCCGUUUUACUUGCAGUGAUGAAUGAAGAUUCAAUUUUGUCUUCCAACAAAGGAGAUUCAUUGUGUUGCAACGAUCACCCCGAAUUUGGAAUAUGUACUAAUAAAAGUUGUAACAAGUGGUGUCUUCAAGGCUGUACGAGAGGUGGCUUCUGUAAAAGAAAAAUUUGUCAUUGCUACUGUUAA